Molecule: messenger RNA, 2113 nt
Organism: Myxozyma melibiosi
Lineage: Eukaryota; Fungi; Ascomycota; Lipomycetes; Lipomycetales; Lipomycetaceae
Exons: 3
Coding region: 282-1991 (569 amino acids)
Biological process (GO): regulation of DNA-templated transcription
Molecular function (GO): zinc ion binding; DNA-binding transcription factor activity, RNA polymerase II-specific
Source: RefSeq, a predicted model, not a curated record
AAGACAAUCAUUGUUUCUAAAAAGAUGUUGAUUCUUUGUCCAGAGUAACAGUCCAUCAGGAUCAAACUCACAAUCCGGAUACUAUCCAAAACAAAGAGUAUUAAACAGCACAGUCGAGAAGCAGACUUUCUUUUGAGUUCCAUAUCAGGCGCAGCUCGCUUCACUAAUCCGUAAAAGUCAGUCCUAACCCCAAGACAAUGGGACCUCCACCGCCAAACAAAGAACCUCUUUGAUCGUCUUCUUGGUAAACCAUAUACGCUGACUCGAGCGCCCGAUUUGCAAUGGUUGGAGUUGCUGGAGGAAGUAGAGGAUGUCCGGAAUGCAGGCGACGGAGGGUCAAAUGCGACGAGACGCAUCCUCACUGCAAUCGAUGCUCGAGAGUAGGUCUGAAAUGCAGCGGUCCUGUAACCGGCCUGCGAUUUAAGAUUCAGCGAGUCGAGAAGAGCAGCAGUCGACCAGACCGCACUCUGACUACCAAAACCGCAACCUCACAGAACUCAGAGCAAUUAUCAAAGACGUCCAGAACGCUCGACUUUUCGAGAAAAGAUCGUCGACAAUGGCCACAUCUAGUCGACAGAUACAAAACGAUCCUGACGAACCGACGCCUCCACGAUCUCGAGCUUUUUCCAGAAUUCGAUCUUUUCAGCCACUGCGUUUCUCUAUUUCUGUCAACGUGCCGGAUGGUGGGCAGAGCCAGCAGCGAAAGCGCUACCACUCUCUGGCUGUUACAGUUGCCUGCUAUUGUCCUGUCGCCAAUAAAUUCAGCAACUACGUUCGCCGGACGGGCGCUCGUUCUGGGCCACUGUGCCGGUAUCGUUGGCAGUGAUGAUAUCAGGAUGAUGAGCUACAACUGGUACGUCGAAGCUAUACGACUGCAAAAGACAGGAAUCGGCUACAUCAUGCAGGGCGCGGGCGAUAAAUUGGUGGAAGCGCUGGAGGCAUACGAUAUUCCAGAGAAAAAGACAGUUGCAAAAGUCAGUCGCUUGAUGCCAGACUCAGGAUACUCGUCUGGCGUUGUGAAUCCGCCUUCGCUGUUUGGCGGGAUGACGGUGUGCGACGACUGUACGAGCGCUGCGCUUCUCCUACCACUGUACGAGAUGAGCAACACGACUAAUUCAAACGCUUUGUCAAAGAUGCUUCAAGGUGCCGUGAUAUUGAUGGAGCUGCAAGGUCCGGAGAAGUAUUACAGCGGGAACAACCACGUGCUGCUAGAAGGAACGCUGUACAUGCAGGCCAUCAACGCAGCGUUCUCGCGCAACGCAGGGCAGAUCACGCUCAACCUUCCCCAGUGGCAAGCUUGCCGAGCGCAGACGUACACGGAGACGAUGUACCAUGGGAUGAUCAAGUACAUGUUUGAGAUUGGCGAGCUCCAGAUUGAAGCAAACAGGCUGUUUGACAAUAUCCUGGUUGGGUUCGGAAAAGAGUUCACUAAGCAACCGUCGUUGAAACCGGAGUUUCUCAACGCGGAUGGCUGGUGGGCUGUGAAAGAGUUACAUAGGAAGCUCUGUGUGCUUGAUAUGAAUCUUGAGAUAUGUCUAGCAAAGUGCCUGGAGGAUUAUCUCGAGGCUCUUCGGGCGCAAGACCCGCGAACGCUCAUAUUCGAUGAGGACACACGAUUUCCGCAACGCCAGCCCAAAAUCUGCCCGGCUGCUGCAAGCUACGAAGAAUGGAAGUCGUCGCACUUUGGAAAGCCACAGAUUGACUAUGAGAUUUGUACCUCGUUCAAGUUCAUGGGUAGCAUUACGUUCAUGCAGAUGAUUAUUGCCUACCUCCACUGUUACACCGUGCCGGCUGCGUACUGCUCUUACGAGGAACUCACAAAUAUUGACAAAAAUCCGUUUCUGAAGCACAGCUUGAACAGCUACAUUGCGCACCGGAAGCAAAACCUGGAACGCCACAACAGGACCCUCUUGCGCUCCAUAGAGUUUACAGUAGUGGAAGUCCACCGACCUGUGUUUAUGUUUAUGAUGUCGACCACGACGGGUUCGUGAUGAGUGGGAUUGACGAGGAUCGGUGCAGACGCGAACUGGAAAUGUAUAGGGCGCUGGAUGUAUGCAGGGGAUGCGGGGAGCCUGUUAGGCCCCAAGUGAGCAAGUUUGAGUGGUGUGAGGAG